AUGAAUCCUCUUAUUGUUGUUCUCAUCUUGUUUCAUUGUGCAGAAUGCUGUUUUUUCAAAAAGGGUGAGUCUUUUUGAAGAAUUUCAUAUUUUCUUAACCCAUAAGAACUAUAGCAUAGAAGAUUGAGGAAAUAAUUUGGCUUUGCUAUAUCCUUACUAUACUGAACUUUUCCUGUUCAGCGAUUACAUAGUAGCGAUUCCUGAAACAUUCUUUUAACAACAGUCAUUUACCUCAAAAUGUCCACUGAUUACCUGGUUUUGUCAUAAUUUCAUAGUCAUCUGUAUCCUCAGGAAUACCGAAAUGUCCAAGAAAUGACGAAGAUAUCAUUCCCGAUGAAGUCGCUGAAUAUCUGGCACGUCAGGCCUACCGUCAUGGCUUUGGAAAAGUAAUAUCCCUGGCAGAUAAUUCACAGUUAAAACUCAAAGUGAUCAUACAUCAGACAUCGCUACACUUCGACUGCACAUUCUUACGGGAUGUAGCACCCGCAAAAUACCUACAGUACACAUGCCGAUCGCAAUUUCCUGAUGCCAAAAUUCAUAUAAAACAUCAGGUAAGAUAGUGAAGAUGAAAUUUAUUCGUAUUUUAUAACUACUUUCUAGUAUUUUGCACAACAUAAUAAUUAUUAUGAAUUGCAUAAUACUUUUUCUUAGGAACGACCCCAGAAAAUAGUUACAAACCUCUGGAGAGAUAUCGGAUGUUGUAACUUCAUUCUACCCAACUUGUCAUUAAAGGCGACCCUCGAUAUCACUUAUUGGAGAAGGGAAUUUGA
Spirometra erinaceieuropaei is the source of this 770-nucleotide messenger RNA. Lineage: Eukaryota; Metazoa; Platyhelminthes; Cestoda; Diphyllobothriidea; Diphyllobothriidae. The record is from the annotation of a GenBank genome assembly.